Messenger RNA from Linnemannia hyalina, 2514 nucleotides. Lineage: Eukaryota; Fungi; Mortierellomycota; Mortierellomycetes; Mortierellales; Mortierellaceae. The record is from the annotation of a GenBank genome assembly.
AUGAUCCACCAGCGACAAUAUCAACAAACCACCAACGGAGGUGCGGGCUCAAAAGCACCCCUCCUCAUCUUAGGCGCAGCAGCACUCAUGAUCCAAGGUCUCCUCGUCCUCCCCACCCCAGCCAACGCCGAAACAACAAUCAACAUCAGCAGCAACAACAACAACAACAACAAUAACAACAAUGGCGCGUCAGUCGUGGCCAACAGUGGAAACAGCAAGGUCUCGUUCGACUUGGGCGUGCUUCAUAACUUGCAGACGAUCGCUUCCUUGUCCACUGGGGGGUCUGGACCUGCUGGUGCUGGCCCACAGCUUUGGGGGACCACCUCUGCAGCAGGAGCAACAGCAGCAGCAGCAGCAGCGAUGGUUUCUCAUUCCAACAAUACGACCCCAUCCGCUAACCUUCAACAGGAGCAACAACAAAAGGACGCGUUAGAGGGUGCGUCGUUGGCAUUAUAUCGUAAGAUCCGGUUGGAGGAGACUAGCGAUGCUCCUGCUGCUGUCGAAUCUACGACUCCUAUGGCAGCCACCGCCAAGGAUGUGGGAGCGAUGGAAGAGGUGGAGGAUAUCCAAUCUGGAGAGAUGGAACUUGCAGUCGACGACGGUCUUGAAAAUGAAGUUACUUCAGCAGAGAAAGAGUCUGUGAGCCGCAACAACGACGCUAAUACCACCGAUACCAAGAAGAAAUAUGACAACAAGGAUGUCACUGCCGUUGCUGUCGUUGAUGAAGAGUCGCCCUCCGUCAUCCUCAGCCCCGUCUCAUUGUCCAAUCUUUCUGCAGCUGCCAACGACGACAAGAAGAAGAAGAAGAGCAAGAAGACCACAGCGACAGAAUUGGAGGACGAGAAGAAGGCCGAUGAUUACGACGACGAUAAGGAUGUCCAGAACGACAAUGACAAGACGACUAUUGCCACUGACGAGACCGAGUCUGAGACGAAGACCGAGACUAAAACUGUGGCCGUUGAUGGCACCCCUCGUGUGGGAGACCAGGUCAUGUUGGACAAGGACGGUAACCUCAUCAAGGAUGUCACCCUGGAGAGGGAGGCCGAGAAGAAGGCUAGUGACACGUAUUCUGCCGAAAAUCACGAUGCCGCACCUGCCACUGUCGACACCACUGCGGAUGCCACCACCUACAACAAGGAGUCCAAGCCGCUAAAACCAGAGGAGGAGGAGGAGGAGGAAGAAGAGGAGGAGGAGGAGGAAGGGGAGGAGAAGGAGGAUCCUGGUGACAAGAAGGACGAGAAGGGCAAGAAAGGUGAGGAGGAUAACGCAGAGGACGAUAAGGACGCUGAUGAGACGAAGGACGAAGCUACGACUAUGGUCCCUGAUGGCGGCAAGAAGAAGGGUCAUCGCAAGCAAGCCUUUGCCAGACUCCGAGAGCAGCUCGUAAAGCAGCAGCAGCAGCAGCAAUUGUCCAUGGGGGAGACCGACACUACCGAGGCGCCAGCGGAGUCCGAUCAAACCGCAGACGUAACUACCCCCAUGGCCGAAGACGCCACCACGACCCUCGCCCGCGCUGCCGAUUUCGUCCCCCCAGAGGACAUGCGAGCCGUUAUGGAUGCCAAGGCUGAGAAGGAAAAGACGGGGAACAAAAAAACUCAGUCUCCCUUGACGCCUCAACAGAUCGCCGACACCGAGCACCAGGGCGCCAACGCCUUCUUUGAGCUUUUUGCCGCCGACGUCUUUCCUGAUGUCAAGCUCGUCGGCAACAACCAGCUUCAAGACUUGGACUUUGAGCAGCGUCUCAACAAGCAGAAGGAGGAUAAGAAGGCCAAGGCUGCCAAGAAAAAGCAACAGCAAGAUAAGAAGGACAAGAAGAAGGUGGCCAACAAGAAGAACAAGAAGAAGGUAGCCAACAAGAAGGGUGGCAUGAAGCAGCAACAGGAUCGGCACCAGAACGAGAAGCGCGAUCUUCCCGCUGCUGCUCCUGACAUGACUGAGGAGGAGCGUGUCCACGCCGCUUUAGAGAACAUCUUUGGAACGGAUGGAGCGGCCAAGAUCGAAGCCGAGGCGGACGACUCUUCCGAUGUCGAGAUCACCGCCCAAGGCCUCGAGAUGAACCAUCACAAAAAAAAGCAUCACCGCAAGCACCCCGCAGUGCCCGCCGCCGAAGACGAUGCCACUUCCAUCUUCACCACCGAUGCCAAGGACACCAAAGACAACAAGUUGACACCUCCCGCCGACUCACCAAUGUCCGAGCCCAGCGCCGGCGGACCUCCAGAACAUACUGCCCCUGGUUCCUCUGCCGGUCAGCCCCAACCUCAACAGCGCCAGACUAAGCAGCCUGCUUCUGGAAUCGCUUCACCUGCAUCGCCUCCGGGGGGUGCUCCUCCCGCUGGGGCCAAGGGUGGACCAGCCGCUCCUAGCAAGGGCGAGACCGGCACUGCUGGCUUCGGAACCACCCCCAUGUUUGGCCCUGCCCAGCUCGACCUUGGAAAUAGUGCCGCUUCUCUGAUAACUUCUAAGAGUUCAAUUGCCCUUGCCCUCGUCUUUGGCGUUGCUUGGAUGGUUUUGUAA